AUUGUGUGCCUGCAAUUUGACUGGGACCCAUCACAUGUGGUCAGGUCAAGAGGCAGCUGCCAUUGAAAGAUAGUGAGUGACUAUUUCCAAGACAGCAAGCAUAGGGAAAGUAGCCCGGAGUAUUGGAAAGCUUAAGUUACCUAAAUGACUGAUAAUGGUUUCCAGUUGCCAAAGAAGGUUGUGGUUGCCAAGAGAAAGGUAGCCAUUUCUCAUCUCCUCGAGUGGAAUUGGAUGCCUCUAGGAGCUCAUACUGGCUGGCAGUAGACAUGGCUGAAUUUACAAGCUACAAGGAUACUGCCUCCAGCCGCCACUUGCGGUUUAAGUUACAGAGUCUAAGCCGCCGCCUUGAUGAGUUGGAGGAGGCCACAAAAAACCUCCAGAAAGCAGAGGAUGAGCUUCUGGAUCUCCAGGACAAGGUGAUUCAGGCAGAAGGCAGCAAUUCCGGCAUGUUGGCAGAGAUUGAAGUGCUGCGCCAGCGGGUGCUGAGAAUUGAAGGCAAAGAUGAGGAAAUUAAGAGAGCAGAGGAUCUGUGUCAUCUGAUGAAACAGAAGCUUGAAGAGGAGGAAAACCUCACCCAGGAGCUGAAAUCUGAGAUCGAGCGGCUUCAGAAACGAAUGGCUGAAUUAGAGAAGCUGGAGGAGGCCUUUGGCAAGAGCAAGAAUGACUGCACCCAGCUGUGUCUGAGCCUGAAUGAGGAGAGAAAUCUCACCAAGAAAAUCUCUUCUGAACUGGAAAUGCUCAGAGUCAAAGUGAAAGAACUGGAAUCUUCUGAGGACCGCCUGGAUAAAACUGAGCAGAGUUUAGCCUCAGAGUUAGAAAAGCUGAAAUCAUUAACUCUGAGCUUUGUAAGUGAGAGAAAAUACUUGAAUGAAAAGGAGAAAGAAAAUGAGAAAUUGAUAAAAGAACUCACUCAAAAACUGGAGCAAAACAAAAAAAUGAACCGAGAUUAUACACGGAAUGCUUCUAAUCUGGAAAGAAAUGACCUACGAAUUGAGGAUGGUAUCUCUUCCACGCUACCAUCCAAAGAAUCAAGAAGGAAGGGCACUCUGGACUAUCUAAAGCAGGUAGAAAACGAAACAAGAAACAAGUCAGAAAACGAAAAGAACCGAAAUCAGGAAGACAACAAAGUCAAAGACCUUAACCAAGAGAUUGACAAACUUAAGACACAAAUCAAACAUUUUGAAUCUUUGGAAGAAGAGCUUAAGAAAAUGAGGGCCAAAAAUAAUGACCUUCAGGAUAAUUACCUAAGUGAACAAAAUAAAAACAAACUCUUAGCCAGCCAGCUGGAGGAGAUAAAACUACAAAUCAAGAAACAGAAAGAAUUAGAAAACGGAGAGGUAGAAGGGGAAGAUGCUCUCCUGUGCAGCAAAGGCAGACAUGAGAGGACUAAGUUUAGAGGCCAUGGGAGUGAGGCAUCCGUGUUCAAGCACACAUCCCGGGAACUGUCGCCUCAGCAUAAGCGGGAAAGGCUCCGAAACAGGGAGUUUGCUGUCGGCAAUGAAAACUAUCCUCCUAGCAACAGGCAGGUUGCCUCGCCCAGUUUCACCAGUAGGAGGGCUGCAAAAGCUUCCAACAUGGGGGCAAGUACAGACUGUGGGACUGAGGAGACAAAGAAAACUGAAGACCGAUUUGCACCUGGAUCCUCUCAGAGUGAAGGGAAGAAGUCCAGGGAGCAGCCGUCAGUGCUUAGUCGCUAUCCCCCAGCUGCUCAGGAGCACAGUAAAGCCUGGAAGGGGAUGCCCAAGCCAGGCACAGAGAGUGGACUGAAGGGAAAAGUUGAGAAGACAACACGAACAUUUAGUGACACCACUCAUGGAUCUGUUCCCAAUGACACAUUGGGUAAAACUGACAAGGCUUCUGACACCUUGUCUGAGGCUGUCUUUGGCAAGAGGGGACAGCUGCCUGGCAAUGGAAGUCAAAUAACUCUGGCUGCAGAUACUGGCUGUUCUAAGACCACUGGAGCUCUGGCCUCAUCUCGGAGAUCCUCGUCAGAAGGGCUCUCUAAAGGCAAAAAGGCUGCCAAUGGCUUGGAGGCAGAUAUCAGUUCCCCAAAUUCCAAGGCUCCUAUCUUAUCAAAGUAUCCUUAUAACUCUAGAAGCCAAGAGAACAUCCUUCAGGGCUUUUCAGUCUCAAAUAAAGAAGGAGUUGACCAGCCUGUAGCAGUUGUGAUGGAAGACAGCAGUCAACAUGAAGCUUUGAGGUGUCGAGUCCUCAAAUCCAGUGGCAGAGAGAAGCCAGACUCAGAUGAUGACUUGGACAUAGCAUCUCUUGUUACUGCCAAGUUGGUAAACACAACCAUCACUCCAGAGCCAGAGCCCAGACUCCAGCCUAACUCUAGAGAAAAGGCCAAAUCCCGAGCGGGACCUAGAACCUCCCUAUUUGAGAAUGAUAAAGGUGCUGGAAUAGAAAACGAGUCUAUGAAGUCUGUCAGAGCGUCUACCAAUGCUGUGGAACUCCCAGAAGUCAAUGGUGCUGGCGUAAAAAGCCAAAGGCCCUUUAGCCCCAGAGAGGCCUUGCGGUCUAGAGCCAUCAUCAAACCUGUUAUUAUUGAUAAGGAUGUGAAAAAAAUCAUGGGAGGAUCUGGAACAGAGGCUGUGUUGGAGAAACAGAAACCUACCUCCAAACCAGGACCAAGCAAAGUGACAAGCAGCAUUACUAUCUAUCCUUCGGACAAUAGCAGCCCUAGAGCGACCCCAGGUGAGGCCCUGAGGGAGAGGCACACGUCCACCAGCAACAUCCAGGUUGGGCCACCAGAGCUUGUGUCAGUUGGCAACCAUGUCAGCUCCCCUUUUGAGCUCUCUAUUAACAAACAUGACAUCACCCUGCAGCUCGCAGAAGCCGAGAGAGUGGGAGAUGGGCCCCCAAAGAACAGGCCGGAAACAGUGGUCUCUCGGAGCAGCAUUAUAAUCAAGCCGUCAGACCCUGUGGAGAGGAAUAGCCAUGCACCCCCAGCGGAGACAAUCAGGUGGAAAAGCCAUAGUGCCCCCUCAGAAGCAAGCUCCUCAGAAGCCAGGCAUGUUACUGUGCGGAAUGCCUGGAAGAGCAGGCGAGACUUGAAAUCUUUAGAAGACCCCCCAGCUCGAGUAGGUAAAAAUAUGGAAAUUGCCAAUGCCUAUACCCAGAGGUCUUCCACGGACUUCUCAGAACUUGAACAGCCCAGGUCCUACCUUUCUGAGCAUGGUACUCGAAGGGCAGGACCAAGUUCAGAGGAUGCCCCUGAGCUCUCCUCCAGAAGGACCCAAAGUAGCCUCACCGUGUCAGAGAUGCUCAGCCGUCGGAGUCGGAUAGGAGACACUGUCACUGCUGCAGCGUGGAACCACUCAGUGGGCAUGGAGGAAGACUGUACACUCAGUGUCUCCAAGCGACUGCACAAUUCCCUGGAACGGUCUGAACUGCCUGUGAAGCAGGGCCUACCAGAGCCUGGGCGAGCACGGGCCGAGGAACGAUUGCGGCCAACCAGACCCUGUGCUGAGGAAAACUGAGCCGGCUGGAUGAGGUCUGCUGUCUCCCCUGCUCCUACUUCUCCACUCUUCCACCUUCCUGCCCUAUGAAGGAUCCAAGGCCAGUUAACCAGGCUAGACACAAGGCCUUGGCUGGGAGACCGUGGUAGAGCCGGGCUGUGGCUCAGGUAAUUUUUGCCAGUUGGCCAGAGGGAAUCAGAGACUACGAGCUGGACAGUCAUCUGGGUCCAGUUUUCCCUGAUGCAUGAGUCCUCUCGCUCUCUCCCCCUCCCUCCUCCUCCUUGUCCCUGUUCCCCAGGUAGUACGGACCACUCUGGCCCCCAAAUGGGGGAAGCUAUAGAAACCCCCCACCACACAGUAGCAGUCAGAAGCUCUACUUUGCUCCCUGGUGGGUUGUUUCUGUAUCAUAGAGCAGCCUCUUGUUCAUGUGGCUGAUGUUCUGAUUUCUCGGUCUCCUCACCACAUUCAGUUCACUCUGCUUGCCCCAAGGGCUCACGUACCCACUGAGACUUAACAGCCAUCACCUCCAUGUGGGGGGCUUCCACUUCCUACCCCUCGGAGCUCUCCUCAGACUUUUAGAGCUGAAAGAAGUCUGUGCUGCCUCUAAGGGAUUAUUACCCUUUAGGUUGAAGUUUGUCUGACCUGGCCCCUGGCUGACCAGUGUUCCUGGGGGCAGAGCAUGCAGAUACCCAUACGGAUACCCAUCGGAAUGACACCAUCCCUCCCAACCCCUCUGCUCACCUUUCAAAGGCACCCAGAAGUGCACAAGUCUCAUGCGUCUCCUUCCCUGGGCACCAGUAAUGCUGCUGGCAUCGCCUCCUCUCUCCGUGGCUAGAGACUUCAGACUGACUUCAUCGUUUCCACCUUGGGGAAAUCCCUAGACUAAGCUGGGCCUGACCCAGCGUACUCUGCCUUCUAGGAAGUGCCCAGCAAGGGGGAAAGCAGACCAGAAGUGACUUCCCUUGAGUCAGUCCACAAGCAAUAGCUCCAUGGAAGGCACAGACUGUGAGAUACUCCCUCUGUUCCUCCUCCAUCCCCUAUGGAGGAGGCAUCGCACUUUACCAAGCUGAUGCAUUCCUACAGAGUGGGCCCAUGAUUUCUGCAAGUCGACUAUCAUUAUGACUUCAUUGGGGGAAAGGUGAUACCCAUUGAGGGCCUCAGGUUUAUACGACUCAGAAAUGCAGCAAACCUUUCGGGAAGCCACACAAAGAAAAUCAGUAGUUUUCUUACACCAAUCACAUGGGGAAGUUAAAAAAAGAAUUGUAUAUUUCUGGCACUGCUUUUUUUUUUUUUAAUACCAUUCUCAAUUCAAAGGGAUCCCCUCUCAAAGGCUACCUUUAUGAAGCAGAUGCUAUUGCCUUCAUAGCAAGAGACCAUUUAGAUUAGGAGCCUGGAAAGCCUACAUUUUCCCCCAUGGCUUUGGGUGAGUCAUUGUCCUUUAGGUGCCUCAGUUUCUCUAUCUGUAAAAUGAGUUCUUUGAAAUGGACGAUCUUUAAGGGCCCAAAGUCUGGUAUUGAGAGUCUUUUUGUUGCCAUCUAGGAUGGAAAGAGUCUUGCUUUUAGAAGGUAUUAGCCACAUGGGUUUGGGGAAUGUCUUCCUUCUUGCCCACAACUGUUUUUCUGGGCCUUAUGUUUUCUAGUUUCCCAUGUUUUAAUCUCAUGGAAGGGGGAUGAGCUCAAAGCAGCUCCCUAAGCUUGUUUUCCACUAUACGAAGCAAUGAGGUUGGAGGGUCUCUGGAGCCCUUUGUGGCAUCAACCUUACCCAAUGUCACACAGAUCUCCUGGCUUUUCAGGGUGUUUCCCAACACACAAUUCUGUGUUACCGCCUGUGAAUUUCCUGGCAAGAGGAAGACUCAGGGCUUCCUCAAGAAAAAGUUGAGUUGUCUUCUCUGCUUCCAUUCAGCUUGGAAACCAGCGUUCAUCCCACCUUUGUCUGCAUCAGACUCGGCAGUCCUGAGGCGGCUUGGGGACUGCUCCCUUACCUUCAGGGACAGGAAUGUAUUGCAUACUUUUAUUUUCUAGAGUUUUGCCAAUCUAAGGGCACUGUCAUGUGGCUUGCCUUUCCUCUGCACAUGCCCACCUCAGAUGCUCAACUCAAGAUGCUGUUUUUAAGCUCUCUUCCUGCUGCUUCUCUUGGGUAACUGGCCAGAAACUAGCUCACUCAAGGCUGCAAUCCCUUACUUACAGCCUCCCUGCCAUUCUUCUUCACUGGUUGGCAACCCUGAGUUUUCAAAGGAAAUCAACCUCUGUGGUGGUCAACUGAGGGCAUAGGAUAUCAAGUUGAUGGCUCUUCUCUGCUGGUGAAAACAGAAAGGUGCCAAGCCAUGCCUAAAAAGAUCUCGCCAAUAAUUCUCGUCUUUGGGUGUUGGAGCCCUGGAUUCUGGUGCUGUAGCUCCUGGUGCCAAAGUCUGGAUCUUUCCACAUUGCCGCAGCACCAACAUCUGCCGCUAACUCAGAAUGCUCUGUGGAAGAAGGACAGCUGUGGUGCCCUUGUGGGGGCUGCCUUGAAAUCUGAGUGCAAUAGGGUUUGAUUGUAACAGUUAUUUCAGGAUAAGUAUUUUGUUUCUUUACUCUGCACACUUUCUAGAGCCGCUGUAAAAUAGAUUUUAUUUUUAAAUAUCCUCAGCAUUGCAGAAAAUAACAUUGUAAUAGCAAGUCAAGGCUGGAGGUGUAGUUCCUCUGGGCUUCGAAUGGCUGGCUCAGCUGGUGCUCAUAUUCCAAAGUUGGAAGGCACAUUCUGAAAAGCAACUGUUUGGACCCAGGCCUCACCGUCAGGGGUCCCAGAGGAAGCCUCCAAAUAGAGGGGAGACCUGGUAGUUGAAUAGUUGUUUAAUCAAGCCAAAUAUUCCCACUGCCCCAGUCAGCAAACCCACUUUUAAGAAAAGCCUCUUCUGCAGCUUGGCUUUUUUACCAGCAGGUACAUGAUUGCUGGAGGGUUGCUAGUGAGUUGGGGACUGGACACUAGAGCUGCUUGGUUGAGGAAGUGGAGCUGGUAAGUGCCAGGAGAUGGUCUCUUCUACCUGCUGCUGCCUGUCUCCCACCACUCUGAUACUAAACCAACCAGAGAAAGCUGUAGGUAGACAAAGAAGCUGUGGCUGUUUUUUGCUUUUGAGUGGCAACAAAACAGUUGUUAGUGUGGGUUAAAGGGAUCCGCAGUGGGACCAAGACUCCAACCUCAGCUGCAGGCAAGCUUGCACAUAAGUCGUCCCCUUCUCAUGGAGUGCUGGGGUGGGGUGGGAAUGGGGUAUCUAUAGUGUUCUUAGACUUGUGGUCCUGGGGCAGUUUUAUUUCUUUAGAGGGUCAGUGCCAAGUGCUACCACUUCCCAGGAAAGGAACAGGGAUCCAGAGGCUGGGUCCUUGGCUGCCUUUGUUGGUAUGGAGUUUUUGUUACUCUGACAAGACUGCUUUGGAAGAGCUGCUUUUAGGGAUUAUCUUUUGACUACCCCAAGUGGGGAACAGGGUUCUCAAAGCCUCACAACCAAGAUCAUAGGAAAGGAGCCCUAUUUUCCUGCUGCUUCACAGCUCAGAACAUAUACUGAAUGGAAUGUAUUUUUAAGAGAAAAAAAAGUCUAUUUUUUUGUAUUUUAAGGAUUGGGAGGGCAAGGAAGGUGGCCCUCAUAUAAACUCUUAUUGCAUUAUAGGCCCCUUUACUGGGGCGUCAGUCUGUCGGUCCACACCUACUUGCUUAGGCAGGUGCUCUGGUCUCACUCCUGCCCCCUUGGAGUCUAGGUGCAGCAGCUUCUAAAUUCCUGCUCCAAGCAUGGGACCAAGAAGGCCAGAACCUGUCGCUGGAAACCAGGGCAAAGCCAUGAGCAGUGGCUCAGGGCUCCUUGGGUGCAUGUGUAUAGUUGAAGCUGCCUGUCUGCAUGUAUCCUCUGGCUCUAAUGCUCUCUGUGGCUCUACAGCACAGUAUGUAACCAAUAAAGCUCCCUAGUUUCCAUAU
Carlito syrichta (Philippine tarsier) is the source of this 7403-nucleotide messenger RNA. It is a transcript of the gene LUZP1, whose product is annotated as leucine zipper protein 1. Bases 267 to 3482 code for a protein of 1071 amino acids. The transcript is spliced from 4 exons. NCBI's taxonomy places the organism in Eukaryota, Metazoa, Chordata, Mammalia, Primates, Tarsiidae. The record is from RefSeq and is a predicted model, not a curated record.